UGUUCCAGCGUCCCACUCAGGUCAUCCGAGGUCAUGAUGCACAAGCUGCAGGUGUUGCUGCUGGUGGUGUGCGUGGCGGUGGGCCCCAGCCUGGCCCAGAUCACCUUCUCGCGCUCGUGGGUGCCGCAGGGGAAGCGCUCGGGGGUCGCGGGGGCCCUGAUGGCCCCUGAGGGACCUGCUCACCUGGGGGAGAGCUGUUACGACGUUUAUCUUGAGACCCUUACUCUCCUGGCUGCUAAAGUUGAUGACCUGAUGAGGGUAACGCAUGAACUCCGGGAUGGAGAACUGCGUCUGAGGAACCCUGAUGCUGCGAAACAGUAGUGGCGUGUCUAAGACGAGACGCGUCAAAUAAGAACUUACAAGGAAAUUACAAGAAAACUCGACAAGAAAAAAAAAAUCCAGGAAAGAUGCUCAAGAAAAUGUAUAGAUCAUAUUUUGUGCCCAUUUAGUUUCAAAAUCCAGAUGCUGUAGAUAUACUGAGAUUUGCAAUGUGAGCUGCAUGUUUAUGUUCUUGUUUUAUGGAUUAAAAAAUAGG
Messenger RNA from Penaeus chinensis, 535 nucleotides. RefSeq lists its product as uncharacterized. The coding region runs from base 34 to 321 and encodes 95 amino acids. The transcript has 3 exons. The record is from RefSeq and is a predicted model, not a curated record. Lineage: Eukaryota; Metazoa; Arthropoda; Malacostraca; Decapoda; Penaeidae.